Molecule: messenger RNA, 7177 nt
Organism: Acanthochromis polyacanthus (spiny chromis)
Lineage: Eukaryota; Metazoa; Chordata; Actinopteri; Pomacentridae
Product: leucine-rich repeat and fibronectin type-III domain-containing protein 2
Exons: 6
Coding region: 1380-3740 (786 amino acids)
Cellular component (GO): cell surface; postsynaptic density membrane
Molecular function (GO): protein binding
Source: RefSeq, a predicted model, not a curated record
GUGAGUUCUCCUCCUUUCUGAAGGUCGAAGAGGAUCCGAGGGGCAUUUUUGGAAAGCUUCUGAGAAAACAGAGAGAGAAAACAGCGCACACAUUGUUACGAGCUACGUACUGUAAUUCCGAGCUUGCCCACAGCCCUGAUAGGCUACUUUGUUGCUGUGAACGCUAAACACCGCUAAGCACACGCUAAUCCGUGGUCGGUCCUUAAUCUCCUGCAGACAACAGUGUCCUCGCUGCGGACCUUGCCAAAGUGGCUCUUUACGCGCAGUUCUCGCUCCGUUCUCGCACCGCUGUGGGUUUUGCGUAAAAAAGGCGCCGUACCCGCGGCGGACUUGGCUGCCUCUGUCCCCUCCUCUGCCUCUCCUCCCGGUGGGCUCAGUGAUACUUCAUGGUGUUUGUGCCAUCUAGGGUUAUCCUCCACUCCACUGCAGUCUUUCUGGCGCAGAGACUUCGCAUCUCUCCAUCUGCUCGCUCUUGGACGACCGAAUAACUCCUCAUCCCCGAAAACAAACACAGAAGUUUUCUCGUGGAUCCUCUACUUUCGCCUUUCAUAUAAAAAGAAAACGCCGCUUGGAUAAGUGUCGAGGAGCCACAGAGAAGCAAACAAUUCCAAGGACAUGCACACAAGUAACUACUGCACCGCGGGGGCAAAACAGAAAAGCGCCUGUGCCAUGUAGCAGCACACUCGCAUUGGAAAUCUACAGACGGAGCCCACACAGCAGCGAGCUUGUUAUUUUUUACUUGAAGGGGGAAACUACAAAAAAAAAAUGCUGUGAAGCGCUGUGUCGCAGCUUGGCUCCCGGCAAAAAGCGCAGGUUUUUUCCAGAGCUGGUGGAAGGAAAAAAAUUAGUCAAGUGCGAGAGAAGAAGCGAUAUGCGGCUGGGCAGGCAGUUGGUUGUGCAGUUCGUCUUCUGGAAUUAGUGGAUGAAUGGGAAGGGAGCGGCUGUAGGCUCGAACCGGGGAGACACAGUACAAAGCCCGCGGUGACACAUAAUGGAUACUUGUCCGUCAGUACAGGUGAAGGAGUGAACAGAUGAGGUGGAGGACUUCUUCCUCAGCACGCACACACAGACGUCACCUCGCAACGUUCAUCCGUGGGAGGAGGAGAAAGACUUGGGAUUUGUUGCCCGCAGGAGGAAUUCAAGGUGCAGAGACUAAUGUGACCAAGAACUUCAAAGAAGAGGUGUUAUGUGAAUCAGACCACAUCUUCUUGACAUGAAUCAAUAUGUGUCUGGAUACCUGACCUGACCAAACAACACAUCCUGUCACUAGCCUGAUUGUUCAUCUUGCUAUCUGGGUGUGAAUGUGUGGCCUUGAGGCAUUUCCGAGGGACCAUAUGGCACAAUACCACACGAUAUAGAUCCUCUUUGUAUGAACUAACAUGGACAAAGUGGUCAUCAGUCUCCUGUUUCUGGGAACCGCAGUUACGAUGGUCCAUGCAUGUCCCAAAUACUGUGUCUGCCAGAACCUCUCAGAGUCUCUGGGAACUCUGUGCCCCUCCAAAGGCCUGCUCUUUGUGCCACCGGACAUUGACCGGCGAACUGUGGAGCUGCGGCUGGGUGGCAACUUCAUCCUCAAGGUCACCACACAGGACUUUGCCAACAUGACAGGUCUGGUGGAUCUCACUUUGUCCCGCAACACCAUUAGCGCCAUCCAGCCUUUCUCGUUCAUCGACCUGGAGACCUUGAGAUCCCUGCACCUGGACAGUAACCGGUUGACUGAACUGGGACCUGAUGACCUCCGAGGACUGGUCAACCUGCAGCACCUGAUCCUCAACAACAAUCAGCUGAGUCGCAUCUCUAAAGCAGCCUUUGAUGACUUGUUACUGACACUAGAAGAUCUGGAUUUGUCAUAUAACAAUUUGCGCAGUGUGCCUUGGGAAGCCAUCCGAAAGAUGGUCAACCUCCAUCAGAUGAGUCUGGACCAUAACCUCAUUUCCUUCAUUGCUGAGGGGACUUUUACAGAUCUGGACAAACUGGCUCGCUUGGACCUCACCUCCAACCGUCUCCAGAAGCUCCCUCCAGAUCCCAUCUUUGCACGCUCUCAGAGCAGUGUGGUGAUGAGCACUCCAUAUGCACCUCCACUCUCUCUAAGCUUUGGUGGAAACCCAUUGCACUGCAACUGUGAAGUGCUUUGGCUACGAAGGCUGGAGCGUGAAGAUGACAUGGAAACCUGUGCUUCUCCUGCCAGUCUAAAGGGUCGCUACUUUUGGUCUGUGCGUGAGGAGGAGUUUGUUUGUGAGCCCCCUUUGAUCACACAACAUACUCACAAGUUACUCGUGCUGGAGGGUCAGACAGCCAGCUUGCGCUGCAAAGCUGUUGGUGAUCCGAUGCCAACGGUUCACUGGGUUGCUCCCGAUGACCGUUUGAUCAGCAACUCCUCUCGAGCAACUGUUUAUGAAAACGGCACCCUGGACUUAACAAUCACCACAUCCAAGGACUAUGGUAUCUUUACUUGUAUAGCUGCUAAUGCUGCUGGAGAAUCUACAGCCUCCAUUGAGCUUUCAAUCAUUCAACUCCCCCAUCUCAGUAAUGGCACAAACCGAACCACGCAGUCCAAGUCAGGACUCUCAGACAUAACAAGUUCUACCAAGAUCAGUAAAGGAGAGCCGAAACCUCUUCCAGAGAAGGUCGUGUCUGUGUCAGAAGUGACAGCCAUCUCUGCUUUGGUCAAGUGGACUGUUAGCAAAUCAACUCCAAAGGUCAAAAUGUAUCAGCUUCAGUACAAUUGCUCUGAGGAUGAAGUUCUCAUUUACAGGAUGAUUCCAAUGAGUAACAGGGCAUUCGUAGUCACAAAUCUUGUUCCGGGGAUGCAGUAUGACCUGUGUGUCUUGGCCAUAUGGGAAGACACGGCCACCACCCUCACUGCCACCAACAUCGUCGGCUGUGUUCAAUUCAUCACCAGGGAGGACUACCCACAGUGUACGUCUCUUCACAGCGGCUUCCUGGGGGGCACUAUGAUCCUGGUCAUUGGAGGCAUUAUUGUGGCCACACUGCUGGUGUUCAUUAUCAUCCUCAUGGUCCGCUACAAAGUGACCAGUGGGAUCCAGACUAAUAAAUUGCCCACUGUGAGUAACACAUACUCGCAGACCAACGGAGGGCUGAACAGGUUCAACGGUGCCCCACCACAGGUCAAGUCCACAGUGGUGGUCAUGCGUGAGGAAAUGGUGGAGUUUAAGUGUGGAUCCCUGCAGAGCAGCCUCUCUUCGUCAUCGUCCUCCUCUAAUUCGUUAGACAGCCAAACAGGGAGAGGGGCCAGUGACCGCUACAGCAUGCAGGGCAGCGAAUGCAGCACCCUGCCCAGCAGCAAGUUCAGGAGGCAUGGUGCCAAAGCACGGCCAAACCUGGACAACCUUUUAGGGGCCUUCACCUCUCUGGAGCUGCGAGGAGCAGCAAGGGACAACCAAGGGGCUUCUGGCCCCUCCGCCACGCCCAAUACUAUGAUGACGGUGGCUGUGGCCCCACCAUCUGAUAAAGAACCCCUGCUUGGGAGGGCCGAGUCCACGACCAUGCUGGGACGUCUCCUAGGGCUGCCCCAGGAGUGUAAGCCCACGAGGAGCCAUUCCUUUGACAUGGGUCAUGUAGGGGCAGUGCAGUGUCGCAGCAACUACCCUCGCAGGAUCAGUAACAUCUGGACUAAGCGCAGUCUGUCUGUUAAUGGCAUGCUGCUGCAGUACGAUGACAGUGAAGAUGAGAAGCCUACUUUUGAGAGCUCCGAGUGGGUGAUGGAGAGCACAGUUUGAGCACAGACCGUCCAUGAAGUCUAUGGCCAGACAAUAAAUCUAUAUGUGAAACUAAUGCAACAUGAGCGUCGUGGAAGCGAUGUUCCAAAGGGAAGCUGUCCUUGGGUACUGCAUGAAGUUCACCCAUGCGAAUAGUCUAAGCGAUGAUGAAAGAACAGACGCUCACAUCGAUAGAUUCCCGGCCAUGAUCUCAACUCUCUGACAGUGUCGACUGUAUUUUAAAAAUGUUCCCAUUUUGAAAUAACUGUGAAAAGGCCCAUAUGGAAUAAUUACCAAUUCACAGGGGCAUGUGAGAGUACCACUGAGAAAUUCAAAGUGGAUUUACUAUGUCUUUAUCAAAAGUACUGAAUGCCAAGAGGAUUUGCCUCGACUGUGGUGAACUGGAUCACAAUGUCGUUGGACCCUCAGCAUGAAAUGGGACUACGCAAUAGUAGAGAGCAGAGCUGGCGGAGCAAGUAGAAAAUUAAGAAAAAAUUCAUUUUUUUUUCAUUUGGGUUUUUCUAUCAUUUUUACUAUUUAUUAUUUGAAGUGAUUCAUCAGCAGACAGCGACACAGCUCUGUUAUGAGGUUGUAGUUGUCGGUGAGGAUGGAAAACACACACAUACAGAGAGGCUUCAACCUCUCAUACAGGCAGUUCAUAUACCUUCAAUCACCUUUCAACAUGAUUCGUUUCAAAAAAGAAAAGAAAAAGAACAUUAAGGCCCUCUGCUGUAGGUGUUAGUAACAAUGAACCACAACAAGCCAGUCUUAUAUUUCUACCUCAGGUUAAGUAACAUAUGAGGUUAUUUACAUAUGAAAGGCAAGGGAAAUACAACAAAAGCCCAAGAUGAAUGACAAACAGCUUCAAACUCUCAAAAGUUCUAUGCUUGUUUUCAAAUGCUUCAAAGGACUUUUUAGUCUCCAAUCAGUCAAAUUCAGUAUGUUUCCAGCUCAGGUCCAAAUCCUGCUCUGAAAAGAUUUCUCUUUGAAUGCUUUGAUACUUUCCCCAUUGGUUAGUGCUGGUGACAGUGGUCCCUGUAGGCUAAAGGGCCAUUGAUGUAAACAGAGUGUUCGCCUCAGGGUACCGUUUCUGAUACUAGCAGGACAUAUUACAGUAGCUGGAUGAAUGGUGUUUGAAAUCUAUCAAGCCCACUUAAUCAUUAGCCCAAAGCAGCCCACAGCAGGAUGUAUCAUUGGGCUGUGAUUCUCUUCAGGCAACGCAAGCAAGAGCAUAUGACAAUUACUCAUUUAGCCACUUUAAAUGGAGAAAUGUGUCAUUUAUCAGCUUGAUAAAGGUCAUUAUGCUGCUUAGGAGAGGAUCCUACAUGGAGGCACAAAGAGGAGAAAGAUAACUUACAAACGGCCAAACAGCUGAAAACUCUGGAAAUCUGUUUCUCCAGAUGGCAUGAUACUGAACCUUUUUGGUUUAUGUAUGACAUGAAUCGAUUCAUCAGAGAAACCACCUAUCUUUCAUUCUCAUUCAUACAGGGCUGUACGUUGCAGUAAGAUACUUUGAAUAUGACACUAUUCAGAUUACUGCCUACAUUCACCUGCAACAUCCCUACAUUUUAUGCCUUUCUUGAUAUUCUGUGGGUUUCAGCUGCAUUUCAAGAUGUGGGGUGGUCAUCAUUUUUUAUUCUUGUUUUCUUCCCUACAGUAGAUGUACCAUUCUGUAUAUUGGCAUUUUUUUGUAAAAUAACUGAGUGAGAAUGUCAAGGGGUGGGGGGUAAAUUGUGCAGUGGUACUUUUAUUUUCAUGUGAAGCAAACAGUGAGAAGGUGCUUUACUGUGGUGUACCAACUUGGUCAUUGUUAGUUGGCUGAAUGAAAUGGGAUUUUAUGUGGCGCUCUAAGCGGGAAAUGGAGGACUGGCUGUACCUAAAGGGUUAGGUCACUCAAAUAACUAAAAUACGUAUUUUGUGAGUUACCUGUAGUGGUAUCUCUUUGUGUAGAUACUCCUGGUUUUAUUUGCACAGGGUUUGAGUAAGUCUUCUUUGAAAUCUCCGCUUGUGCUGUGGUACCUUGGGGUUUGGUUGUGCAGACUAACAAUUCAAACUGACAGUUCCUCAAAUGUCUCUGCGAGACAAUCCUCUAAUAUGUCUGAGUUUGUUAGAUGCUUGUGCGCUGUCUAUCCUAAUUUUAUGAAAAGAGCAAAAAGAACAAGGCAUUUACACGAAUAUUUGCACCCUGUUUACUCAGAGGUAGAUUUGUUAGAUUUGUGACAAAAUAUAAACUGUCCAAACUGUAUAUAUUGCCUCUUAAACAAAUGGGCCAUUUUUUCUGAGCUUAAAUCACUACUUAACAUUUACACUACCGCUCAAAAGUUUGGGGUCACCCAGGCAAUUCCAUGUUUUCCAUGAAAACUCACAUUUUUAUUCAUGUUCUGACAUAACUGCACAAGGGUUUUCUAACCAUCAAUGAGCUUUUCAAAACCAUUAGCUAACACAAUGUAGCAUUAGAACACAGGAGUGAUGGUUGCUGGAAAUGUUCCUCUGUACCCCUAUGGAGAUAUUCCAUUAAAAAUCUGCUGUUUCCAGCUAGAAACAUCAUUUACCACAUUAACAAUGUCAAGAUUGUAUUUCAGAUUCAUUUAAUGCUAUCUUCAUUAAGAAAAAGCUUUUCUUAUAAAAGUAAGGACAUCUCUAAGUGACCCCAAACUGUUGAAUGAUAGUGUAUACGACUGUCAGUCCAAUCUGUCAUUUAAUAUCGACUGCUUAUUGAUGCCCAGAAACACUUUCUUGACUAAUAUACAUUUUAGCUGUAGUAUCUGGUUGCACCAGCAGCAGCCCCUUACUGUUUAAUGCCAUAGUAACAGGCGCUUCCAUGUUGACAUCAGGGAGCAUUGAGGGAGAUUAGUGGAUAAAGGAGCACUGUAAUAAAGACUUCUAUGAGGCUGAUUCACCUCUGACCAGCAAUGAAAGCAUUGUUUCUGAUGGCCAAUUCCACAGCUUUAAUCACACAUUCACAUGACAGUUGGUGUAAAAAGACAGUAAUGGUUUGUGCUGAUACUGAUCUGUUAAGAAUUCUCAUGUUUUAUCACAACCUCGUUUUGUUGAAAUUGUUGAAUAUAUAUUUUAUCAUCUUGCAUAUAUCCCACUGUAACUUUAAUUCUCUAAUUAGUCUACACAGUAAUUCUAAACUCUCACUUGUCUUGUUCUAGUUUUGCUUUUCAAAUAACUGUUUCCUGAUUGACACUAUAACAGAUACAUCUUCAUUCAGAGAGUUGUUGUCCUCACAACCCUCUAGUAUCAAAGAAAAGUCUGUUUUGCACUAAACCAGUAAACCAGGUGUUGCACAGAUACACUUAUCACUGUGUUGGAUUUAGGCCAGGGAACAAUAAGACAAGAUGUUAUAUUACAAAUCACAGCAUUGCUCUAUAUUACUUUCAUACAGAAAAUGUUGUUAUUUAAAAAAAAAAAAAAAAAGAAUAAACAAUUACUACAUACACUACCAGGCAAAA